Mya arenaria is the source of this 671-nucleotide messenger RNA. Its product is annotated as probable E3 ubiquitin-protein ligase DTX2. The record is from RefSeq and is a predicted model, not a curated record. The transcript is spliced from 6 exons. NCBI's taxonomy places the organism in Eukaryota, Metazoa, Mollusca, Bivalvia, Myida, Myidae. The coding region runs from base 1 to 651 and encodes 216 amino acids. Gene Ontology annotation, molecular function: nucleic acid binding. Gene Ontology annotation, biological process: protein ubiquitination; Notch signaling pathway.
AUGUCUUUUAAGUCGAAAGACUGGUCCGUUGUUGAGAAGAGGGUCAUAUCUUGUCGCCCUGUGCAGCCUGUUACCCUCGCAGAACUUCGUGCUGCCUUACAAGAGGAGUGGAACAGAAUUCCGCAAUUACAGAUCAACCGGCUAAUUCACAGCAUGCCCAGGCAGUGUCAGGCUGAACAAGCAGUUGUUAAGGCACAGCUUUCAUCCCAGGAAGACCAUAUCAAGGGGACUCAACCAACUGGAACAUUUGAUGUCAAGAUCAGUAAUGUUGUUUGGGGUUCAAUCGAUUUGAUUUUUACUUUCCCAUAUGGCAUUCAAAAGACGCACCAUCCGUCCCCGGGAAACCUGUAUAAAGGCGGCACGUUCAAAGGACGCUUGAGUCGCUACUCUGAUGGCGAGCUGCUAUGUAAAAUGUUAAAGGCGGCGUUCAGGAGAGGGUUUUUGUUCACCUUUGGGAAGGAAGGAAAAGUUGUCCUGGAUGGCGUCUCAUUGUAUGAUGGUUUAGUGUAUGCUGACGGAGGAGGUGGUACAUUAGACUACAAUGAAUAUCGACAUACAUUGAAAGCGGAACUGUCAGCCAAGGGUAUCACAAAGGCGGACAUAGAUCAGACGGAGGAACUGUUCGAGACAUUGACUGUCGAUGGUCGGUAACUUGCAUAACUGCUGUGUUG